CACAGAACUAACACUGCGUUCAACGGUUGCCUGUUGGUUAGUGGGAGUGUGUCAAUCUUCAUGCAGUGAUGGAUGAAAUCACAUCAAAUGAUCCUGGAGAAGGCGAAGGCGGAGGGACGUUAGUUUGCGCUGGCUGUUUAAAUGCCAUCGAUGAGGAUGAAUUUGUUCAGGCGUUAAACCAGGAAUGGCAUAUCGAUUGCUUUCGGUGUUCUGCUUGCGAUGCUUCCCUGUCUUCUUGGUAUUUUGAGAAAGAUGGACUCUUAUUUUGUAAAGAAGACUAUUGGGCUGCAUAUGGAGAAGCCUGUCAGGGUUGCGGCCACAUCAUUACGGGACCAGUAAUGUUGGCCGGAGAUCACAAAUUUCAUCCAGAAUGUUUUGCUUGCAAUUUCUGUGGUACCUUUAUUGGAGAUGGAGAGAGUUAUGCUCUUGUCGAGAGGUCUAAACUUUAUUGUGGCAUCUGUUACAAGAGACAAAUGCAGCCUCUCAACAAAACGGCAAAUUAUCCAUUCAUCAGAAAACCACACAGUAUAAGACUGGUAGAGAUUCCUCCCAACACCACUGAUCCUGAAAAAGAAAGAGGAAUUAAACUCACUUUGGAUACGACCCCCAGUCCACGAAGCGGAGGCAGUGCAUUACUGCGCAUUUCGGAGUUAAUAAGAAAUGUUCGUGGAAAGAUCAGUAAGCUGGUGGCCUCCGUGAUGGAGGUUCUGUUUAGGCUAUGCUGCCACUUCUCUAAUCAUAGAUUAAACAUGUCCAAUGAUCUUAUGUCUCUGCAUAUCGGAGACAGAAUCCUGGAAGUAAAUGGGACACCUGUCAAGGAGCAACCUAUAGAAAACAUCGAACAUCUAAUUAGAUAUUCAGAUACCGUUCUGCAGUUAACGAUAGAACACGAUCCGGACGCAGUGUCACGACGACCUUCGUUUCCAAGUGCCUCUUCAUCUAUGUUGACAACUACCGUGAGUCCAAGAACGAGUCCAGACGGCAAAGAAAGAUUAUUCAAACGUCGUGAUGAAGGUUAUAUCAGCGGAACAAGAAGUAGACAGCUGCGAAGGACCAGGGAUCCUGCGAACAAAGAGCGUAGCAGUUCCAUGUCCCGAUUACUCGAUGGUUCUUCGCCAACAAACACAUGCGACUUGAGUCGUACCAGGUCAUUCCGAGUGGAACCGAAGAACCAAAGGAUCUUCCGAGCCAGUGAUUUGGUAAAGGGAGAACUUCUGGGCAAAGGUUUUUUCGGUCAAGUAUAUAAAGUGACACAUCGGGACACAAAUGAGGUUAUGGUCUUGAAAGAGUUGUAUAGGGUAGACGAAGAGGCUCAGAAAAACUUUUUGAAAGAGGUGGCGGUUUUGAGGUCAUUACAUCACAAUAAUGUGCUUCGAUUCAUCGGUGUGCUUUACAAGGAUAAGAAGCUUCAUCUCGUUACCGAAUAUAUAUCCGGAGGUACAUUGAGAGCUUUGCUUCACGAUACCAAUGAGCUUCUCCCCUGGGAACAGCGCACAUCGUUCGCAAAAGAUAUCGCCGCUGGCAUGGCUUAUCUGCAUUCCAUGAAUAUUAUCCACCGAGACUUAAAUUCCCACAAUUGUUUGGUACGAGAAGACAAGACUGUGGUGGUCGCAGACUUCGGUCUAGCUAGGAUAAUCCAAAGCGGAAAUUCCCCCGACAAGCGACCCUGCAGCAGGCAUUCAGAGGGUGAAACUCGAAACUCGAAGAAAGAACGGAAGAAACGAUACACCGUUGUCGGAAAUCCAUACUGGAUGGCUCCAGAGAUGAUGAAGGGCAACAAGUACGAUGAGAAGGUGGACAUCUUCAGCUUCGGAAUAGUCGUAUGCGAGAUCAUAGGUCGCGUUCAAGCUGACCCUGAUUACCUGCCUCGGUCCUCGGACUUCGGCUUGAACCAGAACGUUUUCAGAGAGAAGUUCUGCACGAACUGCCCGGAAACCUUUUAUAGGAUUGCGUUUCUGUGCUGCGACUUGAAUCCGGAUAAGAGACCACCGUUCGAAGUCAUCGAAGUCUGGCUGGAAGGCCUGGCGAUGCAUUUGUCAGUGGGUGCGCCUUUACCGCCUGAUCUGGAACAUGAUAUUAAACAUUACACAGGACCGAGUCCGAAUAGCAGCGAGUCCACGACACCGGAGACUUUGGCUCCACAGCUUAAGCCGAUAAAGGAGGGUCAAGUACAUCAGGAAAAGAAGCGUUUUUGUGGUUGCGAUGACAGCACUCUAGAACGCGAACCGAGCCCCGUUAAUGACCUCAAGAAAUCACCGGAAGCGAUGAGUAACUUGGGGAGGUAUUCCAGGCAAAGCAGCAAAUCGAGUGAAAACUCAGGCUUAAGGUAUUCUAGGCAAAAUUCGAAGCCAAAAGAUGUGUCGGGGGAUAAGGAGAAACCCAGUCUUGUCAUCAGCGUUGAUCCUAGCGGGUUCAGUGGGCGAUAUUUGAGACAGAACAGUAAUAAAUCAAAGGACUCGUCACCCGUUGAAACGGCGAAUGUCUACCUUGACAAGCAGAAGAGUAGCCUAGCUAACGGGAAAACGAAGCUUUCGGGGGAAACUUUGGACAGUAUUUCGAACAAGAAAUCGGAAGUGAUUCCUAAAGACAUAAACGAACUAAAGGGAAUGCCCAUCUCGAUACCUGUUGUUGAAAAAAUGAGAUAUGUUGGACAGUGUAAUCCGUCAGCUGAUUUUGAAGGUUCUUCAAAGUCUCACUCAAUGGACAAUAAAACGUCGUACACAGUCAAUACUUGUUCUAGUUCAGAUGCGGAGAAGUCAAGAGUGCCUGCUCGCAAUUUAGUAGAAGCCGUGGCUAAUGAAAUUAAGUUAGAUAUGUUUAAACUACCGGCCGAUGCGGGGCAUAUUGUUAGCUCGUAUUUGAGGCAAAUCGGCAAGUCAAAGUCGGAUAAGGAGAGCAAGCCUAUUUCUAGGCGCAAUAGCUCAAAUUCUGUGACCGAUGCUGGUAAAGGUAGCUCCGAGGGAACCAAGUCUUCUUCGGGGUCAUACCUUAGGAGAACUAAGAUAUCUCCUACGAAGGAACAAUCCAAGAAUGCAUUCUCCAAUCCAAAUACCAGCUCUUCGAACAACAAUUCUUUAGAUGUUGCCUCUCGAUCGAUGCAAUCAACACAAACUAACCCUCCUGAGAUUUCGACAAAUAAAGACUUUAAGGAUAAUAAAGUUAUUCAAUUUACUAGGCAAGAUAGUACAGCUUCUAGUAUUGGUAGCAUAUUGUCGAGGCAAGGAAGCUUUGCUACGAUUAGCAGUACACUGAGGAAGAAUAAGGAUAAGGUGUUCGAUGAAUACUCACUGUAUAGUUCCUUAAAGAAGGAUCUCGACAGACAAGACAGUUUUGGUUCUGAUGCUAGUACCUUGAAGAGAACUGAUCUUUACCAUACGGAUAGUUUCUGUUCAAACGACAGCACCCUGAAGAAAGAUGAAUUGUCCAGGUUCGCAGGAAUCGAUUCGGAUUUAGUUGGCACUGAAUCGACACUAGACAGCGAACAGAGCCAUAGGAUACGUAACAACAAUGAUAAUGAGAAACCAAACAACGAAUCAAGACCCGAUGCUACGUGUAUUUUUAACAGUGCUUUCGUUGUACAGCCCAGCUCUUUAGUGGAUUUCACCGAGUGCUAUAAAAACGUGGAUUUGUGCAGGCAAGACAGUUUUGGCUCUGACAGUGCAGUGGGGACAAUGAAAAGCGACUUCUUUGCUAACCUAGAUCUUCAUAAACUGAGAGAUGAAGUUGCUGAUACGGAAAUGUGUUGUGCUUUGGAGCGAUGCUGUACUCCUAACCGACCUGUCACACCAGUGGAGAGCACAACUUUGUAAAAAUAUCAAAAGAUGGUAACGACUUACUACUUGCAAGAUUAAAAACUAAAUUACUGUUCACCUGUAAGUAGUCACACGAAUAUGGUUCGAUUUACAAAUCAUUCCUUUGAAGAAUUUUUAAAUUAUAAAGGUUUGGAGGAAUUUCUCUGAAGCUUCAAUGAGAGGCUCUCGCAUCAGUGUGCUAUAACUAUGACAUAAACUGGUAACCGAUGGUACUAGUAGAGCUCAUAUGGAUAUGGAUGUACAGUGUAGUCAAUUGGAACUGCAAAUUUGAUCUCAUAAUGUUGUACCUAAGGAUGAAAAUGCCACGGUUAUUUUAUGAGUCGAACCCCUUGUUUAGUGAUCAUACACCUUAUUUACAAAUUAUUCAUUCAGUAUUAAAGGUAGGGCCUUUGAUAUUGUUAAAUCCUACAGCAAUUUCCCAUUUUGCUAUAAUUUUAUCAUUGUGCGCUUUGAUUUUACCUCGAUUGAAAACAACUAUAUGUGUAAUCAUGUUUGUAUCCCAUCACAGGAAGGUAUUUGCAUGUUACUUGUCAGUAAUCGUGCAAGGAUGUUAACAGGCAGGAAAAAGCCAAGUUACUGAUAAAAAAAGUCUGAUUUAUUUAUCGAAGGACCAACAGAGUGAUGUGAAGAGGUUGGAUAAAUUGAUAAAUAGGUACUUUUGGUCAAAUUUCAAAGAAUCUCUUGACCGAUUUCUUGAGUUGAUAUUUCUUAAAUGAAGUGCAUGCAUCGGCUAAAAAUACAGGGAGAGCAGAGUGGAUUAUUCCUCGGUAACAAGCACAUUCCUUAAUUAUCUUGCCUCUAGAUUAACGUUCAAGUAAAAUGCAAUACACAGCGCAUACAGAAUUCGGUGUGUCCUGUUUGAAAAAAACAUUCCAUCCAAGAUAACUCCUGAAACCAGAAGAAGUUCACGACGAAUGUCGACUAUUGACGAGAUGUAUGUUCUAAAGCUUAAUGUAAUGGUAUACAAAGCAGACUGAAACACUCAAUCACCUUUAUUGGUGAAACGAAACCGUGUAAAAUUACGUCAGAAAAAGCUGAUAGUUUAACUACCUACAAAACUAAAGCAGUUUACAGUGAAAUCCACCGUGUUUAAUAAUCAGAUGAUUAGAACAAAGAAUUAUAGCGAUUUCUUUGGAUAUUCACUGGAAGAUCACACUCAUGCGUUAUUGAAUAUGCCUAAAGGCGAUAGAACCUACUGUUGCAUAUGUAAAUCAUGGUGUAAAAUAUUGAAUACUCCAAAAACAACACUUGUACAUAGACAGGGCAUUCUUAUGUUUAGAUUCACUAUUUUUAUCCUUGUUAACAUAUCAAUUUAUAAUCUUGCCGCUGUACAGUUGUAAAUUGUACCUCCUGUAAAACUGUAUGUAUUCGCACUUUAUUUUAUAUUUGUAAUAGUAGUAGUAGUAGAUGAAAAAAAUAUAAAGGACAGAGCAAUUAGACCAGUUCUCUGUCCAAUUAAGAACUAUUUGUUACUGUUUUUACACGAAUUAAUAGAAGUAUUCUCAUUAAAAUUCAUAUAAUUAAAAUUAUAGAAGUUCAGGUUUAUUAGGCAGUAAGGAAAAAUUCUGUGGCGAAAGUAUUAUUUCACUCAAACUUUAUAUAUCCAUCGAUAAUAAAUGCAUCUUCAACGAUAACAAGUCUGCGCAUUGAACAAUUCUAAAUAGGCAUCUACAUGUAUACCGUUAAAUUUCAAGCAUUUACAUGUAAUCAUUACUAAAUGGUCAUACUAAAAUGUUAAUAAUCCCUUAUUUGUUGUACAUACCUGCUGGAUAAAAUAAUGAUAUGUGAGAAACGGUGCAUAUAUAUUAUAAAAAAAGGAUACUAAACUCUUGUCGCAAUUUAUAUGUAAUUCAGUAAUUAAUACCGACAACGAAGAAUUAACAAUGGUGGCCAAAAAUGAGGAAUGACAUGUACGAAGCAUUCAUUAAUUUAUAUAUAUAUAUAUAUAUAUAUAUACAUAAGAAUGUACAUAGCUUAUAAUUAAUCACACCUUCGGAACGCCGGUUUCAGAAUAAUCGUACUACCAUGCGUCUUCACUGGUGAAGCAAACAGAAUCAAAUAUAUUAUUAAUUUUGUUAUAUUUUCAUAAUAGAGUCGUCUAUUCAUUCUCAUUUUAAUCGCUACGUUCUUAAAUGGGAAAUAAUUUGGAGCGUCUCCGAGAGAAAGAAUGUUAAUUGCAGGACGAGCCGCUGGCUUUCACACCGCACGGUUUAACCCCCAGAGAAAUAUAUUUUUUAAUUCAUAUCUUUAUCAGUACACGUAGACUAGACAUUUCUUUGUAUCGACAUUGCGAAUCUCUAGUGACGGAUCUUUAAAAUUACUUAACGGAUCUACGCAUUUUCUUGUAGCAAAAAAAAAUACUAAACCGAAUGACAUUAUUCUGCAGUUGAAUGAACGCCUGCGACUAUCAGAUUUGCGACGAAAAAUGUACUUAAUUGCGAAAUCGAUCGAAUAUACUUCUUUAUACGAAUGCGAUUUUCUGGUAUAACGUUUGGAAAGGGCACGACGCCAUAAAAUAAUGUUUUAUUACAGGGCUUUUAUAAGCCAUGUUUCCUUAAGAUGAUGUGAAAGUGGAGUCAAAAGGGUUAAAGUUUAUGAAUCAUUUCUCCAAACUGGGUAUACCGAAUCGAUUCAAACUUGACAAUAUAAAUAUGGAGAUUAUAAGAAAA
Molecule: messenger RNA, 6481 nt
Organism: Orussus abietinus
Lineage: Eukaryota; Metazoa; Arthropoda; Insecta; Hymenoptera; Orussidae
Gene: LIMK1
Product: LIM domain kinase 1
Exons: 8
Coding region: 69-3809 (1246 amino acids)
Biological process (GO): protein phosphorylation; actin cytoskeleton organization
Cellular component (GO): nucleus; cytoplasm
Molecular function (GO): protein serine/threonine kinase activity; ATP binding; protein binding
Source: RefSeq, a predicted model, not a curated record